AUGUCGAGCUCAGACAAGCCAAUCGUUGCAGUCGUUGGCGCUACAGGCGCACAAGGCGGAAGCGUCGUCAAUUACUUGCUGAAUGACCCUGAUCACUCCUUCCGAGUCCGAGGACUUACGCGGAACAUCGACUCCCCCAAAGCAAAAGUGCUAGCCGCGCGAGGUGUGGAGGUUGUCAAGGCCGACAUGGAUGAUGUAGCUAGCUUGCGCAAGGCGUUCGAAGGCACUUACGGUGUUUUCGGCGUUACGAACUUCUGGGAAUUGUUCGACGAAGAAAGAGAAAUCCAGCAGGGAAAGAAUCUUGUCGACGCAGCUUUAUUGGCUGGAGUGAAGCAUUUCGUGUGGUCCUCACUAGACCAUACGGGCGAUCCUGUUCUCGUCAAACAUUGUAACACAAAGGCAGUUGUCGAUGAUUACCUCAAGGAGAAGAAGAUUCCACGAACUUCAAUAUUCACUGUGUUCUACUUUGAAAACUUCUUAUAUCUUUUUCCACUGAAAAAGGUUGUCGGUAAAGUCAUUGCAGACUGGCCGCUGAUGUGGACAGACGGUCCACUGGGUGGAUAUAGCGUCACUGAAACAGGAGCCUAUGCUCUUGCGGCUUUCAAGAAUCCAAACGAAUGGAUUGGAAAAGACAUACGUGUUCUUUCACAAGUAAUCACCCCUCGGCAAUUCGUCCAAGCGGUGCGCGACGUGACUGGGAAGGACGUCGAGAUUGUUGAGAUAGAUCGCCCCAAGUUCAAUGAAACGAAGGAAAGUAAUUAUGAACUCUGGAGCAAGUUAGAAAUGUUCUAUAUUACGAACGGCAACCCAAAUCGAGACCCGGACCUCACCCUCCGACUCAACCCAUCCCGCAUGGACAUACGCGCUUUCGUCGAGGCUAAUAAGGAAGCUUUCCUAGCCAUAUUCAACUCUUAG
Molecule: messenger RNA, 915 nt
Organism: Fomitiporia mediterranea MF3/22
Lineage: Eukaryota; Fungi; Basidiomycota; Agaricomycetes; Hymenochaetales; Hymenochaetaceae
Product: NAD-binding protein
Exons: 6
Coding region: 1-915 (304 amino acids)
Source: RefSeq, a predicted model, not a curated record